AUGAAACCACAAUACAUUCAUGUUAUCAAAUCUCUUAACCAGGAUUUUCAAAGUAAUAUUCCAUCACAAGCUACAAUUCAUCUUCGAACUGUUCGACCUAUACUAAAUCAACAAAACACCGUAUCUUCUGCUCAGUUUCUGCAGGGUUUUACAGGAGUAACUGCUGCAACACCUACUCGUAUUAUUGUAAACUCAUUACCCUCAACAUUUACUUUGACUAAUGAAACAAGAGCCGUGAAGACAAAUAGUUCAAUUGUAGCUGUACCUAUUCAUGAAACAUCGGUAAAUUCAUCAUCUUCUGUUGUUUGUGCACCAGUCAAAGGACCAAGUAAUUAUGAUAUCAUGCCAACAAAAGAUACUUGAGAACGACCAUAUAACAAUGAGAGUCUUUUAUCUGAUUCAAUCUUAACAGAAGAAGAACAAGAACAACUUUUGGAUGAUAUUAAUAAUACUUCAUUACCUGAUUUAAAUGCAACACAAACAUCAGAACAGGUAGAUGAUAGUACUACAUUAACAAUCAAUAAUGAUGAACCAAAUAAUCUUGUUCAUGGAAACGCAACUAAUUCAACAAAUGCUUCAAAUAUUGUAUCCAUUUCAAAGUCUGAUGUUCCUGCAACAAUUAGCUCCACGACAAAGAAGACUGUUAGUGCAAGAAAGAAAACCAAAUCAGAAACAAAAAGAAUUAGAUUGAAAUCGGAUAUUUUUAAAACUCGUAUAGAAUGUCAACGUGUAAUACAAAAUUAUCGUCGUAAUUUAAAUUGUAAAAAUCAACUGAUCUUAUCAAUAUUAUUAUUAUUUCAUAGUACACCGUCCAUCACUAAUCGUUCUAUUUGGUGUUUUAAAAAAAGUGGAAGAUGGUGGAGCGAAAUCGUGCCUUUAAUGUCCAACCAACAAUUUAAGGAGAAUUUUAGAAUAGAACGAUCAACUUUCUCGUCAUUACUUCAACAAAUUAGACCAUAUAUGGAAAAAUUAGAUACGAAUUAUAGAGCAGCUAUACCAAUCGAGAAAAGACUUGCAUGUGCACUUUAUGCACUUGGAUCGUCGAGUGAAUUUAGAACAAUUGGCCAUCUAUUUGGUAUUGGCAAGAGCACUGCUCGUGAAAUUUUUCACGAAUUUUGUUCUAUUUUAGUUGACAAAUUUUUUCAUCGAUUUAUCAAAUUCCCAACAACAGAUGCUGAAAUUAAAGAAACGAUCGACGGCUUUUUAAUUAAAUGUGGUUAUCCUUUAUGUCUUGGAGCGGUAGAUGGUACACAUAUUGCUAUUAAGCCGCCACUUGGUUUUGAAUGCGAUUAUUUUAAUUACAAGAAGUAUCACUCGAUAAUUAUGCUCGCUACUGUAAAUUCUAAUUUAUUAUUUACGUAUGUCAACAUAGGAGCGCCAGGACGUUGCAAUGAUUCAUCAAUUUAUAAUAACUGUAGUUUAUCUAAUGUUAUUCAACAUCCAAUAUAUCAAAAUCAUUUCAUGAUGAUAAACAAUGUUAUGGUGCACAGUCAUCUUAUUGCUGAUUCGGCAUUUGCCCUUAGUUCCAAUUUAAUGAAGCCAUUUAGCGAUAGACUAAACAUGCCCAAGACCCAGACAUUAUUUAACUAUCGUUUAAGUCGAGCUCGUUGUUCAAUAGAAAGAGCUUUCGGCUCACUUAAAAAUCGGUUUAGGUUACUUCAUCGCAAAUUAGAACAUGAUUUAAAUAAUGUUAUAAAUAUUGUUAAAGCUGCAACUAUCAUCCACAAUUUAUGCAUUUAUCAUGGUGAUAGUGUAGAAGUAGAUUGGGAAACAUUACCAGUUAUACAUAAGAAACUUUCAUCUAAUGUUCAUACGAAUCGUGGUAUUGAUACUCGAGAAGCACUAACAGAGUUUUUUGUACAAAAUCCUUUGUAA
Rotaria sp. Silwood2 is the source of this 1875-nucleotide messenger RNA. The record is from the annotation of a GenBank genome assembly. NCBI's taxonomy places the organism in Eukaryota, Metazoa, Rotifera, Eurotatoria, Philodinida, Philodinidae.